UCCCAUUUAUUAGAUCCGGUCUCUUGUUAUCAAAAUGGCGGGCCUCGUGUGCCGUGUUCAUCCCGUGGUCUUAUUUUCCAUCGUCGAUGCUUACGAACGAAGACAAGAAGAUGCACACCGAGUUAUUGGAACACUAUUAGGUACCUGUGAGAAAGGGGCAGUUGAAGUUUCUAAUUGCUUCACCGUUCCACAUAAUGAAUCAGAAGAUGAAGUUGCUGUUGAUAUUGAAUAUGCUCGAAAUAUGUACGACCUUCACAGGAAAGUCAACAGUUCGGAAGUCAUAGUCGGCUGGUUUUCCAGUAGUGGUGAAAUAUCCGAGUACUCUGUGCUCAUUCAUGAGUAUUAUGCUCGUGAAGCGAAAAAUCCUGUACAUAUUACAGUAGACACAUCUUUGAUGACUGGAAAAAUGGGUGUUAAAGCUUUUAUUAGUACACCGAUGGGUGUUGCCAACAAGUCAACCGGUAUCAUGUUUACACCAGUUAAUGUAGAAAUAAUUAAGUACGAGACAGAGCAAGUUGCAAUCAACUUGAUUCGGGAAAGCCAGCUUUCUUCUAAAAGGUCCGUCUCUAUGGUAACUGAUUUACAACAAGUAGACAUACUUUGUGGACGACUGCAGAGCAUGCUUGCAAUUGUUCAGCAAUAUGUUGAAGAUGUUCUGGAUGGUAAAAUUGCUCCAGAUAACAGCACAGGACGCUUUCUGAUGGAACUUAUUCACAGUGUCCCAAUGAUUGAUCCUGACGAAUUUUCUGCAAUGCUAAAUGCCAACAUAAAGGAUCUUCUGAUGGUUACUUACCUCUCCAAUUUAACUCGUGCCCAACUGGCUCUGAACGAAAGGCUCACUAUGUUUAUAGCUAUGGGUGCUAAAGAGUAGGCAAAGAUUCAGGAUGCAUUUAAUUAUUAAUACAAUGACUCUUCAAAGUAAUUUCAAUUAUAUUGAAAUAAAAUUAAAAU
Molecule: messenger RNA, 951 nt
Organism: Octopus sinensis (East Asian common octopus)
Lineage: Eukaryota; Metazoa; Mollusca; Cephalopoda; Octopoda; Octopodidae
Product: eukaryotic translation initiation factor 3 subunit F
Exons: 8
Coding region: 35-871 (278 amino acids)
Biological process (GO): translational initiation
Cellular component (GO): eukaryotic translation initiation factor 3 complex, eIF3m
Molecular function (GO): translation initiation factor activity; metallopeptidase activity; translation initiation factor binding
Source: RefSeq, a predicted model, not a curated record